GCGUGCGUGCGCGCGGGGGCUUGUGGGACCUUCUGGGGCCCACGCUUCUCUCUUUCGCUGCAGCCUGUGGCGCCGGCAGGAUGGGCAAGUGUCGCGGCCUUCGUACCGCCAGGAAGCUCCGCAGCCACCGCCGCGACCAGAAGUGGCACGACAAGCAGUACAAGAAGGCCCACCUGGGCACCGCCCUGAAGGCCAACCCUUUCGGAGGGGCUUCCCACGCCAAGGGCAUCGUGCUCGAGAAAGUAGGUGUUGAGGCUAAGCAGCCCAAUUCUGCUAUCCGGAAGUGUGUCCGUGUCCAGCUCAUCAAGAAUGGCAAGAAGAUCACGGCUUUCGUGCCCAAUGAUGGCUGCUUGAACUUCAUUGAGGAAAACGAUGAGGUUCUGGUUGCUGGAUUUGGUCGCAAAGGUCAUGCUGUUGGUGAUAUUCCUGGAGUCCGCUUCAAGGUUGUUAAAGUAGCCAAUGUGUCUCUUUUGGCCCUGUACAAAGGCAAGAAGGAAAGGCCAAGAUCAUAAAUUUUCAUGAGGAAAACACAAUAAUAAAUUUCAUAAUCAAAUAAGA
Molecule: messenger RNA, 558 nt
Organism: Jaculus jaculus (lesser Egyptian jerboa)
Lineage: Eukaryota; Metazoa; Chordata; Mammalia; Rodentia; Dipodidae
Gene: Rps23
Product: ribosomal protein S23
Exons: 4
Coding region: 81-512 (143 amino acids)
Biological process (GO): translation
Cellular component (GO): cytosolic small ribosomal subunit; ribosome
Molecular function (GO): structural constituent of ribosome
Source: RefSeq, a predicted model, not a curated record